GGGGAGUUGCUGAGCCCAUGUCGAUGCGAUGGAUCGGUGAAGUGCACGCACCAGCCAUGUCUGAUCAAAUGGAUUAGCGAGAGAGGCUGCUGGAGCUGUGAGCUGUGUUACUACAAGUAUCACGUCAUUGCCAUAAGCACAAAGAACCCUCUGCAGUGGCAGGCCAUCUCUCUGACAGUCAUUGAGAAGGUUCAGAUCGCAGCAGCCAUCCUGGGUUCCCUCUUCCUCAUUGCCAGUAUCUCGUGGCUCAUCUGGUCGACCUUCAGUCCUUCGGCCAAAUGGCAGCGCCAGGACCUGCUCUUCCAGAUCUGCUAUGGAAUGUACGGCUUCAUGGACAUUGUCUGUAUAGGUCUAAUAAUACACGAAGGGCCCUCGGUUUACCGGAUUUUUAAACGGUGGCAGGCGGUCAAUCAGCAGUGGAAAGUGCUGAACUAUGACAAAACAAAGGACAUGGAGGAACAAAAAACAGGGACCAGGACAAAUCAGCGCCCCUCCUCCCAAACCACCCACUCGUCCUCCACUGGUGGUACAGCCACUAACUCCGCUCCAGCCGACAGCGGGGCACGGGCUGCCGGCCAUGCCACAGGCACCCUCUCUGACCACCACUGUGCUUAUACCAUCUUGCAUAUACUCAGCCACCUGAGGCCUCACGAACAGAGGAGUCAGUCUAGUAGUAACAGAGAGCUCGUCAUGAGGGUCACGACGGUCUGAGACGAGGAAUUCAGGAGGCCUUAACACGAAGCGGAGGAGACAAAGAACUCAUAAAGCAGAGGAGCAUGGUGUGCCUUUUUCUUUCUCUUUCCUUUUUUUCUUUUUUUCUUUUUUUUUCCCUCCUCUUCUUUUCUUUUUCGGUAACUGCACAAGUUAUAAGAGGUGGCACCUGGCCAGCUGAGGAAAAAAGCAGGUGGAGGGAGAGCUGCACACUCAUGCUAAAGAGGUUAAUGUUUUCCAGCCA
This is a messenger RNA of Fulmarus glacialis (Northern fulmar), 955 nucleotides long. It is a transcript of the gene MARCHF4, whose product is annotated as membrane-associated ring finger (C3HC4) 4, E3 ubiquitin protein ligase. Gene Ontology annotation, biological process: protein ubiquitination. The transcript has 3 exons. Lineage: Eukaryota; Metazoa; Chordata; Aves; Procellariiformes; Procellariidae. The record is from RefSeq and is a predicted model, not a curated record. Gene Ontology annotation, molecular function: zinc ion binding; ubiquitin-protein transferase activity. The annotation marks the transcript as partial.